This is a messenger RNA of Lodderomyces orthopsilosis Co 90-125, 6627 nucleotides long. It is a transcript of the gene URA2, whose product is annotated as bifunctional carbamoylphosphate synthetase/aspartate transcarbamylase. Gene Ontology annotation, molecular function: ATP binding; amino acid binding; metal ion binding. NCBI's taxonomy places the organism in Eukaryota, Fungi, Ascomycota, Pichiomycetes, Serinales, Debaryomycetaceae. Bases 1 to 6627 code for a protein of 2208 amino acids. The transcript has a single exon. Gene Ontology annotation, cellular component: cytoplasm. The record is from RefSeq and is a predicted model, not a curated record. Gene Ontology annotation, biological process: 'de novo' pyrimidine nucleobase biosynthetic process; L-glutamine metabolic process.
AUGGCUAAAUUAUCUGUUCCAAUUUCCCCACCUAUGGAGUCAACGGGUGAUAGGUUGAUGACCUUAGAAACCCAAGAUGGUAUUGCCUUACAAGGUUAUUCAUUUGGAGCUGAGGUCCCAGCUGCAGGUGAAGUGGUUUUCCAAACUGGUAUGGUUGGUUACCCUGAAUCCAUCACUGAUCCUUCUUAUGAAGGUCAAAUUUUGGUCAUUACAUACCCAUUGGUUGGUAAUUAUGGUGUACCAGACAGAAAAUUAUUAGAUGACGACUACACCCCAGCAUUGCCAAAAUAUUUUGAGUCGAACAGAAUCCACAUUGCUGGUUUGGUUGUUGCUCAUUACACUGAAGAGUUUUCCCAUUUCUUGGCCAAAUCAUCUUUGGGCCAAUGGUUGAAGGAGCAAAAUAUUCCUGCCAUCUAUGGUGUUGACACUAGAUCUUUGACCAAGAGAUUGAGAGAAAAAGGUUCAACUUUGGGUAGAUUGGCUUUACAAAAAUCAGGUGUCAAGUCAGAAGAAGUCAUUGCUGACAAGUCAGGCAAUUGGAAACAAUAUUUCGAAAUUCCUGAAUUUGAUGAUCCAAAUGUCAAGAAUUUGGUCGAUAAAGUUUCAAUCAAAGAGCCAGUCUUGUAUGCUCCAAAAGAUAACAUCAAAUUGGGUAAAGAUGGAAAGCCAAUUAGAAUUGUUGUUAUCGAUGUUGGUAUGAAAUACAAUCAAAUUAGAUGCUUUGUUAGAAGAGGUGUUGAAUUAUUGGUUGUUCCAUGGGACUACGAUUUCACCAAAGAAGAGUACGACGGUUUGUUUAUCUCCAAUGGUCCUGGUGAUCCAGCUGUUAUGGAUGAGACUGUCUCCAGGUUACAAAAGGCCUUGAAAGAAGCCAAAACUCCUAUCUUUGGUAUUUGUCUCGGUCAUCAAUUGAUGGCAAGAGCUAGUGGAGCUUCAACCUUGAAAUUGAAAUUUGGUAAUCGUGGUCACAAUAUUCCAUGUACAUCAACAAUUUCUGGAAGAUGUUACAUCACCUCCCAAAACCAUGGUUAUGCAGUUGACACCAACACAUUGGCUGAUGGAUGGAAAGAAUUAUUUGUUAAUGCAAACGAUGGUUCAAAUGAGGGUAUCUAUCAUGAAACAAAACCAUUUUUUUCUGUCCAAUUCCAUCCAGAAUCAACUCCUGGCCCUAGAGAUACUGAGUUUUUGUUUGAUGUUUUCAUUAACGCUGUCGUUGAUUACAACAAAACUGGUGUUUACAAACAAGUUGAGUUCCCAGGUGGAAAAUUGGCUGACAACUUGGCAGCUCAUCCAAAAGUUAAUGUCAAGAAAGUCUUGGUCUUGGGAUCGGGUGGUUUAUCCAUUGGUCAAGCAGGUGAAUUCGAUUACUCCGGAUCUCAAGCUAUUAAAGCCUUGAAAGAAGAAGGUAUUUACACCAUUUUGAUCAAUCCAAAUAUUGCCACCAUUCAAACCUCAAAAGGGUUGGCUGAUAAAGUAUACUUCCUCCCAGUCAAUCCUGAGUUUGUUAGAAAAGUUAUUGAACACGAACGUCCAGAUGGUAUUUAUUGUACUUUUGGUGGUCAAACAGCUUUAAGUGUUGGUAUUGCAUUGAAGGAUGAAUUUGAAGGCUUGGGUGUGAAAGUCUUGGGUACCCCAAUUGACACUGUUAUCACUACCGAGGAUAGAGAGUUGUUUGCCACUGCUAUGUCCGAAAUUGGUGAAAAGUGUGCCAGAUCCGAAGCUUGUAACAAUGUUCAAGAAGCCGUUGAUGCCGCCAAUGCAAUUGGUUACCCAUUGAUUGUAAGAGCUGCUUAUGCUUUGGGUGGUUUGGGUUCAGGUUUUGCUGACAACGAACAAGAAUUGGUUGCUUUAUGUAACAAGGCUUUUGCUACAUCACCACAAGUUUUGGUUGAAAAAUCAAUGAAAGGCUGGAAAGAAGUGGAAUAUGAAGUUGUACGUGACGCUUUUGACAAUUGUAUUACAGUCUGUAACAUGGAAAACUUUGAUCCAUUGGGUAUUCACACUGGUGAUUCUAUUGUUGUUGCCCCAUCUCAAACUCUAUCUGAUGAAGAUUACAAUAUGUUGAGAACUACUGCUGUCAAUGUCAUUAGACAUUUGGGAGUUGUUGGUGAAUGUAACAUCCAAUAUGCAUUGAACCCAUUUUCAAAAGAGUACUGUAUCAUCGAAGUGAAUGCUAGAUUGUCUCGUUCUUCGGCUUUAGCCUCGAAAGCCACUGGUUAUCCAUUGGCAUACACAGCUGCUAAAUUGGGAUUGAACAUUCCGUUGAACGAAGUUAAAAACAAUGUAACCAGAUCUACCUGUGCUUGUUUUGAGCCUUCUUUGGAUUACGUUGUUGUCAAGAUUCCAAGAUGGGAUUUGAAGAAAUUUACCCGUGUCUCAUCAUUAUUGUCAUCUGCUAUGAAAUCCGUUGGUGAAGUCAUGUCUAUUGGUAGAACAUUUGAAGAAGCUAUUCAAAAGGCAAUCAGAUCUACUGACUACCAUAAUUUGGGAUUCAACAAGACUGCCGCUUUGAUGUCAAUUGAUAUUGACCAAGAAUUGCAAACCCCGUCAGAUCAACGUUUGUUUGCUAUUGCUAAUGCAUUGUCUGAUGGUUAUUCAGUCGAUAAGGUUUGGAAGUUGACCAACAUUGAUAAAUGGUUCUUGAACAAGUUGGAUGGAUUGAUCAAAUUUGGUAACAAGAUUGCCAGCUAUGGUAAGAAAGAAAACUUGCCAGUAUCAAUUAUCAGACAAGCUAAACAAUUGGGUUUUGAAGAUAGACAAAUUGCCAAGUUUGUUGACAGUAAUGAAGUUGCUAUUAGAAGAUUGAGGAAAGAUGCUGGUGUCAUUCCAUUUGUCAAACAAAUUGAUACUGUUGCAGCCGAAUUUCCAGCAUUCACCAACUACUUGUACGUAACCUACAAUGCUGAUUCUUCCGAUGUCACCUUCGAUGACAAUGGUGUCAUUGUUUUAGGUUCAGGUGUUUACAGAAUUGGUUCCUCAGUCGAGUUCGAUUGGUGUGCUGUUAGAGCCAUUAGAACCUUGCGUGAAAACAAGAUCAAGACUGUUAUGAUCAACUAUAACCCUGAAACCGUUUCAACUGAUUACGAUGAGGCUGAUAGAUUGUACUUUGAAACCAUCAAUUUGGAAAGAGUGUUGGAUAUCUACGAAUUGGAACAAUCUGCAGGUGUUAUUAUCUCCAUGGGUGGUCAAACCUCGAACAAUAUUGCUUUGCCAUUGUAUAGACAAAAUGUCAAGAUCUUGGGUACAUCACCAGAAAUGAUUGAUUCAGCUGAAAACAGAUACAAGUUCUCAAGAAUGUUGGAUAAAAUCGGUGUUGAUCAACCAGCAUGGAAGGAAUUGACCUCCAUUGACGAGGCAGAGGACUUUGCUAACAAGGUUGGAUACCCAGUCUUGGUUCGUCCAUCUUAUGUCUUGUCAGGUGCAGCUAUGAAUACCGUUUACUCCAAGGAUGAUUUAGCAUCAUACUUGACCCAAGCCGUUGACGUUUCACCAGAUUACCCAGUUGUUAUCACUAAAUAUAUUGAAAACGCUAAAGAAAUUGAAAUGGAUGCUGUUGCCAAGGAUGGUAAAAUGAUUAUGCACGUUGUUUCUGAGCAUGUUGAAAAUGCUGGUGUUCACUCUGGUGAUGCUACUUUGAUUGUUCCACCCCAAGAUUUGGACCCUGAAACCGUUAGAAGAAUUGUUGAAGCAACCGCCAAGAUUGGUAAGGCUUUGGAUAUCACUGGUCCUUACAACAUCCAAUUCAUUGCUAAGGACAACGACAUCAAGGUUAUUGAAUGUAAUGUUAGAGCUUCAAGAUCUUGCCCAUUUGUGUCCAAGGUUGUUGGUGUUGACUUGGUUGAAAUGGCCACUAAAGCUAUCAUGGACUUGCCAGUCACACCAUACCCAGGUGAAAGAUUACCAGAUGAUUAUUGUGCUGUCAAGGUGCCACAAUUUUCAUUCUCGAGAUUGGCUGGUGCUGAUCCUGUUCUCGGUGUCGAAAUGGCUUCCACCGGUGAAGUUGCCACUUUUGGUAGAAACAAAUAUGAAGCUUACUUGAAAUCUUUGUUAUCCACUGGUUUCAAAUUACCAAAGAAGAACAUCUUAUUUUCCAUUGGUUCAUAUAAGGAGAAACAAGAGUUAUUGCCAAGUAUUGCUAAAUUGAGUGAAUUGGGAUACAAGAUCUUUGCUACUGCUGGUACUGCUGAUUUUAUCAAGGAACAUGGUAUCAAGGUCCAUUACUUGGAAGUCUUGAGUAAGGAAGAAGAUCAAAAGUCCGAAUAUUCAUUAACUCAACAUUUGGCCAAUAACUUGAUUGAUUUGUAUGUCAACUUGCCAUCAGCAAACAGAUUCCGUCGUCCAGCUUCGUAUAUGUCCAAGGGUUACGAGUCUCGUCGUAUGGCUGUUGAUUUUGCCAUUCCAUUGGUCACUAAUGUCAAGAAUGCUAAAUUGUUGGUUGAAGCUAUUGCUAGAAAUAUUGCCAUGGACGUUUCCAACAGAGACGCUCAAACAUCCCAUGGUACCGCUACUUUGCCAGGUCUUAUUAAUAUUUCUUCAUUUGCCACUUCGUUCAAUGAGUUUGAGAAAACCACUAAGCAAUCAUUGGCUGCCGGUUUUACAUUUAAUGCCUUUUUGCCUCACACCCAAACUGGUGCCGCUGUAACUGAUUACCGAACCUUGGUUGAAGCCAUUGAUCAAGCUGGAGCUGAUGCUUACACUGAUUUUUCGUUUGCAAUUGCUGCAUCUGAAACCAAUUCACAAAGUGUAGCUGAUGCUGCUGAUAACGCUGGUGCGUUGUAUAUCCCAUUCAAUGACAUUGACGGAUCUAAAGUUUCAGCAGUCAAUGCUCAAUUCACCGCAUGGCCACAAACCAAACCGAUUGUUACUGAUUCCAAGGCUACAGACUUAGCAUCUGUUCUUUUGUUGGCAUCAUUAUACAACAGAUCAAUCCAUAUUACUAACGUAUCUUCCAAAGAGGACUUGGAUUUGAUUUUGAUGGCCAAGAACAAAGGGUUGUCAGUCACUUGUGAUGUUGCUGUUUUUACCUUGUUUAUUUCAAAAGAUGAUUUAGAUUAUCCAUUCUUGCCAACAAAGAAGGAUCAAGAAUACUUGUGGCAAAACUUGAAGGAUGUCGAUUGUUUCUCAACUGGUGUCUUGCCAUACUUGAUUGCAAAAGCAACUAACCAAAAGAUUGUUCCUGGUUUGGGAAUUAGUGAAACCAUUCCAUUGUUGUUAUCUGCCGUCAAUGAAGGAAAGCUUACAAUUGGUGAUAUUGUUGAAAAAUUCCACGACAAGCCAGCUAAAAUCUUCAACAUUCCAAAACAAGAUGCUCAAGUAAUCCUUGACUUAGAUAGGUAUUCAGAAGCUGAACCGGCUUAUCCUGAGUUUUCCAAAUUGAAAUUGAGAGGUGCAAUUGAGAGAGUGUCUUUCCAUAAUGAGACAGUUGUUCUCGAUGGUGCGGUAUUGGCUGAUUCUGCUUUGGGCAAGAAUGAAGUUGGAUCAAGAUCAAGAUUCAACUCAGUUACUGCUAUGCCACAAUCACCCGUAUUGAACCAGAAGAGGGUCUCAUUUUCAGGAUUGCGCCGUCCAUCAUUUGCUCCAAGCACACCGGAACCACAACCUGCCGAAUUUGAAAAAUUGGGUUCUGAGUUGGUUUCACAACCAGUUGCUGGCUCUUUAGGAGAAAUUGCUGCAUUGAGUGACUACAUUAGAAAGAACAACACUUUCUUGAGAAACAAUAUCUUAUCGGUUAAAGAUAUCACUAGAUCUGACUUGCAUUCAUUAUUCACUGUUGCUCAAGAAAUGAGAUUAGCUGUUGAAAGACAAGGUGUUUUGGAUAUUUUGAAAGGCAGGGUUUUGGCAACUAUGUUUUAUGAACCAUCAACCAGAACCUCCGCUUCAUUCGAUGCUGCCAUGCAAAGAUUGGGUGGUAGAGUUGUUGCCAUCAACUCAAAUGCAUCUUCAGUCAAGAAAGGUGAAACCUUGCAAGAUACCAUUAGAACUUUAUCUUGUUACUCGGAUGCUAUUGUUUUGAGACAUCCAAAAGAAGAAAGUGCUGACAUUGCUGCCAAAUAUUCUCCAGUUCCAAUCAUCAAUGCUGGUAAUGGAACGAAAGAACAUCCUACCCAAGCAUUGUUAGACUUGUUCACUAUUAGGGAAGAAUUGGGUACUGUUAAUGGAAUUACCGUCACUUUUAUGGGUGACUUGAAAUACGGUAGACCAGUACAUUCAUUGGUUCAUUUGUUGCGUCACUACCAUGUCAGAGUUCAAUUGGUUGCACCAAAAGAGUUGGAGAUUCCAAAGGAAAUUAGAGACUUGUUAAUUGAAAACAACAUGUUGGUUGCAGAAUCAGAAGCUUUGACUGAUGAUCUUAUUGCUAGGUCUGAUGUUUUGUAUUGUACCAGAGUUCAAGAAGAAAGAUUUGAAGAUAAACAACAAUAUGAAAGAUUGAAGGACACCUACAUUGUUGAUAACAAGAUCUUGAGUAAUGCCAAACAACACAUGUGUGUUAUGCAUCCAUUACCAAGAACUAAUGAGAUUAGAGAAGAAGUUGAUUUCGAUCAAAGAGCUGCAUACUUUAGACAAAUGAGACAUGGCUUGUUUAUUAGAAUGGCAUUGUUGGCCAUGGUUAUUGGUGUUGAUUUUUAA